GCACGCUCCUGGCCCAGGAGCAGCAGAUAAAGCGUGCCAAGGGGCACACGACUUGCGCCUCAGGAAAUCCGCAUGGUCUCGCAGCCGCGCUGAGGCUCGGGACCCCCUUUACACUUUUCGUCUCUGGGGCUGGGGAAACUUUCAAGAAGCGGCGCCUGCAUCUCAGCUAAAUUUGCAGAGGAAAAGGCCAGCUCAGCUCACCGCUGCUCUCACUGCCCACCGCUCUCUAACCCUUUGCGCCAUAGAACAAGGUAAAGGCCACAGAGCGAUGGGCCGAGGGAAAAGGGGGUCCUCUGGUCCGGCGGGAGCGGGGAGUGAUGGCUUUUUCUCGAUUUUUCCCCCAGCCGGCCCGAGACUGGGAACUGCGUGAUCGACCCACGUUUACCUUUACCUUUUGCCCCGCCGCAGGAUGGCGCCCCAUCCCUCUGGUGCACCAGCUGUCCAAGUGACCCAUGAGACAAAGCAGCCUUUCCAGGGCGCCUCAGACGACAAAGUGACCUGCGUCGCAUCCGCUCCGCCCAGCCCCAGUCGCGUGCCAGGGAACUGUGCCGAGGCGGAAGGGGGCGGCUGCCGAGGCGCCUCGAGGAAGCUUCGCGCGCGGCGCGGAGGACGUAGCCGGCCCAAAAGUGAGUUGGCUCUGAGCAAGCAGAGACGGAACCGGCGCAAGAAAGCCAACGACCGUGAGCGUAAUCGGAUGCACAACCUCAACUCCGCCCUGGACGCGCUGCGCGGCGUCCUGCCCACCUUCCCCGACGACGCGAAGCUCACCAAGAUCGAGACGCUGCGCUUCGCCCACAAUUACAUCUGGGCGCUGACACAGACGCUGCGCAUAGCGGACCACAGCCUCUACGGGCUGGAGCCACUUGUGCCGCCCUGCGAGGAGCUGGGCAGCCCAGACGGCAGCUCCCUGGGAGACUGGGGCUCCCUCUAUUCCCCUGUCUCCCAGGCGGGCAGCCUGAGCCCUGCCGCCUCGCUGGAGGAGGGCCCUGGGCUGCAGGCGCCUGCUUCCCCUGUCUGCCUGCGCCCUGGCGCCCUGGCUUUUUCAGACUUUCUAUGAAGGGGCCUGUCUGCCGGCGGGAGAAAGGGAGAGGGCGGAGGCCUUCGGAGAUGUGGGGCAGCGGCGGUGGGGGCGGCCCUUGGGCGUACUUGCUCCUCCUGCUUCUGUCUCGCCCAGGCCCAGAGAGGGUGGCAGGCCGGGUUCUAUCCCUACCCUCCUUUUUUUUUUUUUGGUACCGUGCCAACUGCAACCCUCUGCCGCUGCCCCCGCGAGUGGGCAUUGCAGGCUAUUUGCAUUUUAGGCCCCCUCCCUGCGGCCACCCUAAAAUCUUCCGCAAAGAAGACAAGAAUGGUAGCACUACACAACAGGAGACACACGCCGUCUCAGCCACCCUACCCUCACUGAAGUCUGCCUGCCUGUCCGUCUCUUACCACUCUACCCUCAAAUGUGACUUAAUCCAAUAUUUGGUCUCUCGACGUUGGUUCCUGUCGGGCAGUGUCUUCUUCAAAGACGUCGCUGACCUCUUCUAGUCCCUAUCAAGGCUGGGGUUCCGGCCUCUCUACUCUGCCUUAAUCCACGAAGGUGAUCCUCUGCCUUCUCCUUGUGCACUUUCCUGAGCCAUCGCCCUCCCAGGGGCAGGAGAUGAGGCUGUGAACCGCAAAAGUGCAAAGCGCCUGACAGACUCUGGCAGCUUCCCCCAACACCCACCCACCCGGGACCUGAAGCACCGUUGUCUUUGAAAAAAAAAUCAGUUUGUAAAUUAUGUGAUAUCUUUUGAAAUGAAUUUUUGUCUAGUAAAUUAUAUGGCCCCUCCCCUGAUUCACACACUUGUAUUUAUUGAUGAGAUUUCAUAGUGGGAAAAGUCUA
Molecule: messenger RNA, 1864 nt
Organism: Vicugna pacos (alpaca)
Lineage: Eukaryota; Metazoa; Chordata; Mammalia; Artiodactyla; Camelidae
Gene: NEUROG3
Product: neurogenin 3
Biological process (GO): axon development; sensory organ development; positive regulation of transcription by RNA polymerase II
Cellular component (GO): nucleus
Molecular function (GO): protein dimerization activity; E-box binding; DNA-binding transcription factor activity, RNA polymerase II-specific
Source: RefSeq, a predicted model, not a curated record